Messenger RNA from Polychytrium aggregatum, 1898 nucleotides. RefSeq lists its product as uncharacterized. The coding region runs from base 25 to 1791 and encodes 588 amino acids. The record is from RefSeq and is a predicted model, not a curated record. Gene Ontology annotation, molecular function: flavin adenine dinucleotide binding; NADPH-hemoprotein reductase activity; FMN binding. Gene Ontology annotation, cellular component: cytosol. The transcript is spliced from 14 exons. Lineage: Eukaryota; Fungi; Chytridiomycota; Chytridiomycetes; Polychytriales.
CCUCGAUCGGCCUCAGCUCUACCAAUGCCGCAGGAAAGGAACAUCACGGUUCUGUACGGUUCGCAAACAGGCUGCGCCCAGGAGGUGGCCGAGCGCAUCGCAAGAGAGGCCCGUCGCCGCCACUUCCAUGUUGUUCUCUCCGCCAUGGACGAUUACGAGCGGGCCAGCUUGACGCAAGCAGGGCUGGCGAUCUUUGUGUGCUCUGUCACCGGCCAGGGCGAUGAGCCAGAUAAUAUGAAGCGGUUCUGGAAGUUCCUGCUGCGGAAGAAUCUACCUGCCGACUCGCUCGCAGGGCUCAAGUUUGCUGUAUUUGGUCUUGGAGACAGCUCGUAUCAGAGGUUUAACUUUCCAGCCAAGAAACUUUACAAGCGACUUAUUCAGCUCGGCGCAGAGGCGAUACACCGAAGAGGCGACGGCGACGAUCAGCACAAACUUGGAGUGGACACUGAACUCGAUCCGUGGCUGUCCGAGCUAUGGGCCAUCGUAAUGGCGCUGUAUCCGCUGCCACCCAACAUGGAGAUCAUUUCGGAGACGGUUCUGCCCCCUCCAAGCUUCGAGAUCGAGUUUCUGUCCUUUGAAGACGCCGAUCGCAUCGAGCCAUCUGCAUCCUAUGCCUUGCUUCCCAGAGCCACGUUGAUUGCCAACGAGCGUCUUACCGCCGCCGAUCAUUUCCAGGACAUCCGGCACCUUUCCUUCCGAAUCGAUGGACCGGCGCAGCUCGACAGCGCUGUUUAUAAUCCCGGUGAUGUCAUGGGCCUCUACCCCAAGAACGACCCAGAUCUGGUUGAGGAAGCACUGGCCUUCUUUGGCUGGAAGGACAUUGCAGACAAGCCUCUGCAGCUCAAGCCUGUCCGAGAGGAUGCCAAGCGGCCGAAGCACUGGGGCACCAUCAUGACCCUCCGAAUCCUGCUGGAGAGCCAUCUGGAUCUGUUUGGGCAUCCGCGGCGGUACUUUUUCGAGCUUCUUUCCUUCUUUUCCACGGAUCUGGACCAUGCCGAGAAGCUGCGCGAGUUCGCCUCGAGCGAGGGACAGCCCGAUCUCUACUCGUACUGCCAUCGGAUGAAGCGCACCACCUUUGAGGUCCUCCAGGACUUCCACUCUGCCAAAGUCCCCUUGAAAUAUCUGUUGGAUCUGAUUCCCGAACUCCGGCCGCGUCUCUUCUCCAUCGCGUCGUCUCCGAAUGUCGACCGCAGCCGAAUCGACCUGACUGUCGGCAUCAUCAACUAUACGACAAAGCUCAAGAAACCGAGAACCGGAGUUUGCACCAGCUGGCUCUCCAGCCUGCCGUGUGGAACCUCCGUCCCGUUCUACAUAUCUAGAGGCACCAUGAAGCUCCCAGACGACGGCGUGCCCGCGAUUUUCAUUGGCCCAGGCACAGGCGUCGCUCCGAUGCGAUCGUUCAUACAGGAGCGCAUCAAUCGCGGGCACCACGAUAAUGUCCUCUUUGUUGGUUGCCGCAAUCAGUUCAAAGACUAUGUAUACGCCUCUGAAUGGCAAGCGGCCUGCAACAGGGGGCAGCUCAAGGUGUUCACGGCGUUUUCUCGGGACCAGGACGAGAAGAUCUACGUCCAGCACCGCAUUCAGGAGCAAGCCAAGCUCAUGUGGGAGCUCAUCGGAGUCAAGGGUGGCUUCGUCUUCCUCUCAGGUAAUGCCAAGCGCAUGCCGUACGAUGUCGAGGACGCACUCAAGGAGAUCUUCAAGAUCGAAGGCAACAUGACCGACGACGAGGCGCUUGCUUAUCUGCGCGGGCUGGAGAAGCAGCGGCGGUUCCAGCAGGAGUGCUGGUCGUGAGCGACAUGUGGAAUACAGCAUGAGUGUGGCCACCGCUGGCAUCUCUCGCAUCUGUCGUGCUGAGACCCUCGAUGGUGGUGUGGGCCGAGUUGCUCCAAGAAACGGCC